CCUUUUCUUCACCUCCUCCUUCUUCUUUUCUUCCUUCUCCUUUCUUCAUCAACCACUGACAUCUAUGAACCCAUUUGAUUGUUUUAAAAACUACGCGUGUGUUUUGCACCAUGGUUUAUUACCCAUUCUCAUUCUGCAAGAAAUUUACUACUCUCACACGUUAAGCUUUUAUUUACUGCUCUCACACUUUAAGCCGCUCCUUCUUUGCUUUGCCAUUUUUUUCCCCUAUUGAAAGCUUAUCUGAGUGGAAAAAUGCUUUUUUCUCAAAGGUUUUUCUUUCUUCCACGGAGUCUUCUUUUUAGAAUAUGUGUUAUGUUAUCUUUACUCUUGCUUUUCCAGUUAGGACACAGACGCUCUGCGCACAUCCCCUCAGAAUAAAGGAUAACAGAAAAUAUUCCUUCUGCUAAACAGGCAGAAGACUGGGUGUCCUGCCCCCAGGACCCGGUCAUGAACAGCUGCGUGUGCCUGUGCGUGCUGAUGGCCGUCCUGGCGGCGGGGGUCCUGGCGCAGCCCGUGCCCGCGGAGGACCCGGUGGAUCCCGGAGCGCUGCAGCCGGAGGAGGAGACGGCACCCCGCAGGGAGCAGAGAGCGGUGCAGAGGGUGGAUGGCGAUCCCCGGGCGCACCUGGGCGCGCUGCUGGCCAGAUACGUGCAGCAUGUCCGGAAAGCGCCUUCUGGCCGAAUGCCCCCCGUCAUUAAGAACCUGCAGAACCUGCACCCCAGCCACAGGAUAAGUGACCGGGACUACAUGGGCUGGAUGGACUUUGGCCGCCGCAGCGCCGAGGAGUAUGAAUAACCCUCUUAGGGGACCCCCGACUUGGUUAGCACCCCAGGGAGCAACCUCCUAACACCAAGACAGAGUCAGAAAACAAUCACCCUCGUCGUCACUCAUUUUCUGGGAAGUUUGAUGUCUUAAGUAUCUAUUUAUUAAGUUCUCAAUGUGAAAAAAGCUCCAGGGCCACUAUGCUCUACCGCAGAAUUGUACCGAGAAAAGCACUACCCCCUCAUCUGUGACUUCCCAUACCGUGCUGUUGCCAUGCUAUUAAAGUGAUUUCCUUCUG
Sorex araneus (European shrew) is the source of this 1060-nucleotide messenger RNA. RefSeq names its product cholecystokinin (gene CCK). Gene Ontology annotation, molecular function: neuropeptide hormone activity. The transcript is spliced from 3 exons. Lineage: Eukaryota; Metazoa; Chordata; Mammalia; Eulipotyphla; Soricidae. Bases 448 to 795 code for a protein of 115 amino acids. Gene Ontology annotation, biological process: digestion. The record is from RefSeq and is a predicted model, not a curated record. Gene Ontology annotation, cellular component: axon; extracellular region.